This is a messenger RNA of Gracilinanus agilis (Agile Gracile Mouse Opossum), 615 nucleotides long. RefSeq names its product thioredoxin related transmembrane protein 1 (gene TMX1). Lineage: Eukaryota; Metazoa; Chordata; Mammalia; Didelphimorphia; Didelphidae. Bases 1 to 615 code for a protein of 204 amino acids. The record is from RefSeq and is a predicted model, not a curated record. The transcript is spliced from 4 exons.
AUGGCGCCGUCCAGGAGUCCCUUGCUUUCUUUAAUGUUAUUUGUGCUAUUGUUGUGGGGGACUCCGGGGAUCCAAGGACUUUGGAGAAAUGUGAGGACCAUCACGGACAAGAACUGGAAGGAGCUGCUGCAGGGGGAAUGGAUGAUUGAAUUUUAUGCUCCAUGGUGUCCUGCUUGUCAGAAUCUUCAGCCAGAGUGGGAAGAUUUUGCUGAGUUGGGGGAAGAUCUUGAGAUUAAUAUUGCAAAAGUAGAUGUCACAGAGCAGCCAGGUAUGGUUACUCCAUUUAUAUUUGCUUUUCAAUAUAUAUUGUUGUACAUUUUUAUGAAACAUUAUUUGUUACAAUAUUAUUUAAAAAUGAAGCCAGGAAUCCCAGACUGGGCCUGUGGAAAGGAGGCUGAUGAAAGGGGAGACCUGAAUCUUUUUGCUAGAAGUUCAGAAAAACUACUUCCAGAAUCUGCUCGUCUUUUGAAAAAAUUGGAACAAGACCAAGAAGCAGAUGAAGAAGAUAUUUCAGAUGAUGAGCUGGAGAAUGAAAAUCCAUCAAAAAAAGACUUUUCACAGACUGCAAUGAGACAACGCAUUGUUAGCCCUCUUUCAGUAGUGGAUAAAUCUUAG